AUGAGUUAAUCAUGUAAAUUGUCACUUUCUACUCUCAAGGGUUAGCAGCCAUUGUUUCCUAACAUUUCAUAUAAAACUUCUGAGUCUCCUUCAAAAGAUUUGAUUCCCCUCACUAAUUAUAUGUUAUUUGAAUAAAAGUAGGAUAAAAUAAAUGCUAAUCGAAUGAAAAGUGGUAAUUAGCUGAAAAAUGAAAGAGUAGAAACUAUCUCUAGAUAUCUUCGUUAAUUAGUACUCACGAAGAAAAGUUUUAAUCAAGAUAUAUCGAAAAUAUAAGACAAGGAUAAAAUAACUGAUUCCAAGGAUACAAUUUCAAAUUCUGAGGAAUCUACUUUGUCUUUUCAUAACCUAAAGAAAAUCGAUGAUAAAUUCCGCAAAUAAAUGUUUUAAAGGAUUAGUAAAUCAUGUAAAGAUCUUACUGUUUAAGGUAAUUAAGACAACUAAAUGCAAAAUCAUUGCAUCGUUGAAUUAGACUAAGAGCAAGAAGAUUGCGAACGCAAUAUUUCUCAUGUUAUUAAGAAUUAAAUAAAUAUCUCACCAAAUUUAUAUAAUAAUUUCAUACAUAAUAAAAUUUAAAAGUUAUCACCAUAAAAUUAAUAAAAUGUUGUGUUGGACUUUAGUUAAUAAAAUAAAGAAUUUCGAGAAAAGAAUACCCAAAUUAUACACAUGAUUAGGAAUGUUCAGCAAAAUAUUUUCAGACAAAGAGAGGAGGAAAGGUUAAAUUUGGAUAAAGAUUAUAAAAUUUAAAAAGUUCAAAGACAAAAGGAAAGAAAAGAAGGAUUGCACAACGCAUAAGUAGGUUUGAAAGAUCGAAAAUUAAAAUUAUUGUUAAAUGCUCUUAAAGGAUCUUAAAGUAAGUAGAGUUAAGAUCCUUUAGUAUUAAAUAUUAAAAAAAAAUAAAAUAAUAUGGGGAACUAAUCAACAAUUAUAAGUAGAUAGAAUUCCUUUUAAUAUUAUAACUUAAAUUGUAUUACUGACAAAUAAAAUGAUGAUAAAAUGAUCAGAAAAUUUUCUUAGGUUUCUGAUGUUUGUAGUUCUGAAACCUCAUUAGGCUCAAAUUGUUAUAUAUGUAAUAAAUUGAAAAUAAUCUGUAGAAUUUCCACGAAAACUUUCCAAAGCCACUUGAUUAUCGAUUAUUAAUAUUCUAUAGAUUAUCAUAAAUUCGUUUAUUUAAUAAGUUUAUUGGAAAAUAAAUAAAAAAAAUAAUAUCUAAUGUCUGGAGAGCUACCUAAAAUCACUUCUAAGAGUUUAUUUUCUACUUAUGUUGAAAAAAAGAAUGCAGAAGAAGAAUCUCUAAAAAUUAGGAAUAGAAUUGAUUAAAUACGACAAGAACGUGAUAAAAUAUUAAAGAGAAUAUAGUCUGAAGAGUUAAAGGCAGAACAAAUUUACAAACAUAGAUUGGAACUAUAAUUAAAAAAAGAAGAAAAAAUCAGAUAGAAGGUGGAAGCACCUCCUCCUUUUUCUUUAGGUGUUUCUAGAGCAUAGAGAGAGACUCUAAAGAGAAUAAAAGAAGAAAUGCUUCACAGAAAGAAAACAGAAGUAAAGGAAUUUAGAAGUUGGCAUCGACAUGAUUUAUAGGAAACUAGAUUAUAGAAAAGUUUAGAUCAUGAAUCUUAUCGUUCUAAAGUUCUUUAAGGAAAGGAAGAAGAGAGAUAGGCUAAUUAAAAUACUUUAGAGAAAUUGAAAGAAAGACGAAAUAGAAUUAGAUAUGAAUUAGAAAUAGAAAAAGAUCGAAUUCAAAGAGAGAAGAACGAGUAUGAUUAAAAGAUUCAAGAAUUAGAAUAAUUGGAAUAAUUAGAAUUAGCAAAUUUGUAGAAAACUCUCCAAAGACAAAAUUAAGCAAAAGAAAAGGUUAAUUUAGCUUAAACUUUGCCACCUAAAGAAUUGGAAGCUAAAUUUGGUUAUAAUUCUACAAGUUCAUGA
This is a messenger RNA of Paramecium tetraurelia, 1920 nucleotides long. RefSeq lists its product as uncharacterized. The record is from RefSeq and is a predicted model, not a curated record. The transcript is spliced from 4 exons. NCBI's taxonomy places the organism in Eukaryota, Ciliophora, Oligohymenophorea, Peniculida, Parameciidae.